Molecule: messenger RNA, 4899 nt
Organism: Paracoccidioides brasiliensis Pb18
Product: myosin-1
Exons: 12
Coding region: 1-4899 (1632 amino acids)
Biological process (GO): vesicle transport along actin filament; endocytosis; actin filament organization
Cellular component (GO): plasma membrane; microvillus; cell tip
Molecular function (GO): ATP binding; actin filament binding; microfilament motor activity
Source: RefSeq, a predicted model, not a curated record
AUGUUGCUCUAUUCGGAUACCACAACCAGGAGCUUUUCUGAGCACCGUUCCAGCAAUUCACCGCUUGGUCUCAUCGAUGGGAUGGAGUUGAAGGGGAUUGACGACGGUUUAGUUUUCUCAAAGUGGAAUAUUCGCUUGUAUUCUGAGCCUAGUCCACGAGCCAAUCAGCGAACGGCGCUCGCUUGGGCCGCGGGAACUAGUAAUUUGACUCGAAAUAUCUUUAGGGUAUCGUAUCCCCAGCUUCAGCCGAAAGUUCAACCUUCGACGGUUCAAAGGCGCAUCGGUAAGGCACCAAGUCCUCGACGAAUAGAGCUACAACAUCCAGUCCGUCAAGAGAUGUCGAUAACUUUAAAGCUUUCCUCCCUGGUUAUUCGAACACUAUCCAAACCCAUUGCUAACCAAAUCAAGGCACAGGCACGCGAACAUGAACGAUUCCGACGGGUAUGUGUCUCCUUCGCCCAAGCCAUCCAUCGGGUGGAUAUGCGCAUGCGACUGGGCCUCCUACAGAGUUCCGCUGCGUUAGAUAAACAGGCUGCACGCGAGACUGCUCAAUCCCAGGCCAAAAAACACAAACCCCAAGUCGCUACCGUGAAGACAGAAGCGCAAAUCAAGCUGGAAGAGUCCCUUGCUGCCAAGGAAAAGGAGAAGGCACAAGAGCCGCCCAAACCGCCUCCGCCGCUGCGAAUCCGACCACUUUCAGAGGCAAAGGCUAUUGACUCCGGAGCAACUUUUAUCAGUGAGACCUUUCUAUUUAUAGUCGCUGGUAGUUUGAUAGUAUUUGAGGCGCUCAGGUCACGGAGAAAAGAAACAUCGAGAAGAGAGGAUGUGGCAGAUCGACUUGCGGAAUUAGAAGAGUCCGAACAAGCGGCUCGGCGCGGUCUUGUUGCCCUGGAGCGUGAAGUUCUUCAACUGAAAGCAAAGCUGGAGAAACAGUCGCCCAAAAACAUGCAACGAAUAUUACCCAAAGAUGUUUGGAAUGUUGAAGAAGCCGAGGCCGAAACCGAAGAACUUGGUUGGAAAUCUCGACUUGUCCACUAUUUUCGGAUAUCUAAGCUGGAGGAAAUCAACGAUAUACAUGCUCGUGGAUCAAAAAAACCUGUCGCUUCUGAUGACUUUUCAGCGGGACAUUCGCGACGCCCAAGGGAUACUGAAAAGAAGGGUCGUGGCUUUGGACGCUCCAGGCAUGCUGAGGGUGGGGCAGUGGGAAAGCCCCAGGUUAAGAAGGCCGUGUUCGAAAGCACAAAGAAGAAGGAGGUUGGAGUAUCAGAUCUCACGCUCCUCAGUAAAGUGUCGAAUGAGGCCAUAAAUGAGAAUUUGAAAAAGAGAUUUGAACAUGGAGAAAUUUAUACAUAUAUCGGCCAUGUGCUUGUCUCUGUCAACCCCUUUAGAGACCUGGGUAUCUAUACUGACCAAGUCCUUGAUUCCUACCGUGGGAAAAAUCGACUUGAGGUUCCACCGCACGUUUUUGCCGUCGCUGAAUCCGCGUAUUAUAACAUGAAUGCAUACAAGGAGAACCAAUGUGUUAUUAUCUCAGGAGAAUCCGGUGCUGGUAAAACUGAAGCCGCCAAGCGACUGAUGCAGUAUAUUGCAAAUGUAUCAGGUGGCAGUGAUUCUUCUAUUCAGCAUACCAAAGACAUGGUACUGGCGACCAACCCCCUUCUCGAAUCCUUCGGCAAUGCAAAGACCCUGCGGAAUAAUAACUCCUCUCGCUUUGGAAAAUAUUUGGAGUUACAAUUUAAUUCCGUUGGCGAACCCGUCGGUGCGACAAUUACCAAUUACCUCCUCGAGAAAUCUAGAGUCGUUGGACAAAUAACGAAUGAACGAAACUUCCAUAUAUUUUAUCAAUUUACAAAAGCUGCUCCACAGGCUUAUAGAGAUAACUUUGGUAUCCAGCAACCCCAAUCAUACGUGUAUACAAGCCGCUCGAAGUGUUUCGAUGUCUCAGGUAUAGACGAUGCGAUGGAUUUCAAAGAUACCUUAGAAGCCAUGAGAAUUAUUGGUUUGUCUCAGGCUGAACAGGAUAAUAUCUUCCGCAUUCUUUCCGCUAUCCUAUGGCUUGGAAAUAUGCAGUUUGUUGAAGACGACAGUUCAAAUGCCUCAAUUACAGAUCAAUCCGUUGUUGAUUUCGUUGCGUAUCUACUAGAAGUAGACUCUGCCCAAGUGAGCAAAGCUCUUACCCUGAGAAUUUUGGAAACAGCCCGGGGUGGGCGAAGAGGAUCGGUAUACGAAGUUCCUUUGAAUACUGUCCAAGCCACCGCUGUUCGAGAUGCACUCGCGAAGGCUCUUUAUUUUAACCUUUUCGAUUGGAUCGUUGAGCGAGUUAAUGCCUCCCUCGCAGCUAGGGGCUCUGUCGCGAACUCCAUUGGUAUCCUGGAUAUUUAUGGGUUUGAGAUUUUUGACAAGAACUCCUUUGAACAGCUUUGUAUCAAUUAUGUAAACGAAAAGUUGCAACAAAUUUUCAUCCAGCUAACCUUGAAGACGGAACAAGAAGAAUACGCCCGUGAACAAAUCAAGUGGACUCCAAUCACCUACUUUGAUAACAAAGUCGUGUGCUCCUUGAUCGAAGACAAACGACCUCCCGGGAUCUUUGCUGCAUUGAAUGACGCUUGUGCAACCGCACAUGCUGACUCCGGUGCUGCUGAUCAGACAUUCGUGGGAAGACUGAAUUUCCUUAGCCAGAAUCCUAACUUCGAAUCGCGACAGGGCCAAUUCAUCGUCAAGCAUUACGCUGGUGAUGUAGGCUAUACUGUCAAAGGGAUGACGGACAAAAAUAAGGAUCAACUGUUGAAAGAUUUACUUAACCUAGUAGGCUCGAGUAGUAACAGUUUCGUACAUACACUCUUCCCCGACCAAGUUAAUCAGGACGACAAGCGACGACCACCAACUGCCGGUGACAAAAUCAAAGCAUCUGCUAAUGACCUUGUCGCGACACUAAUGAAGGCUCAGCCAUCAUAUAUCCGGACGAUAAAACCAAACGACAACAAGUCGCCAUCCGAGUACAAUGUCGGUAAUGUGAUGCAUCAGAUUAAAUAUUUGGGUUUACAAGAGAACGUCAGGAUUCGGAGAGCUGGGUUUGCCUACCGUCAAACCUUUGACAAAUUUGUCGAGCGCUUCUACCUAUUGUCGCCAAAGACUUCCUAUGCUGGUGAUUACACUUGGACUGGGGAUGCCGAAUCUGGAGCCAGGCAGAUCUUGAAGGACACCAGUAUCCCAGCAGAGGAAUACCAAAUGGGCACCACCAAAGCAUUCAUCAAAACUCCCGAAACCAUUUUUGCCCUUGAACAUAUGCGCGAUAGGUACUGGCAUAAUAUGGCCAUCCGUAUCCAACGUGCUUGGCGCAACUAUCUCCGCUACAGAAUCGAGUGCGCUAUCCGAAUCCAGAGGUUCUGGAGACGAGUCACAGGAGGUCUGGAAUAUAUCAAAUUACGAGACCAGGGACACAAGAUUCUUGGUGGCAUGAAAGAGAGACGCAGAUACAGUCUUGUUGGCUCACGACGCUUCCUUGGUGAUUACCUUGGUGUUGGUAACACUGGUGGUCCAGGAGAGAUGAUCAGGGAUUCCGUUCGCAUUGGUAAAUCCGAAACUGUCUUAUUUUCCUGCCGCUGCGAACUCCUUGUUACUAAAUUCGGUCGUUCGAGUAAACCUGCACCACGUAUCUUAAUUCUUACCUCCCACAAUGUUUACAUUGUCGUGCAAAGCGUCGUGAACCACCAGCUGAACAUAUCAGCGGAACGAACAAUAUCUGUCGGCGCAAUCAAGUUCGUUAGCGCUUCGAAAUUGAAGGAUGACUGGUUUGCUCUUGGAGUUGGCGCUGCUCAAGAGCCAGACCCGCUCAUCAACUGUGUGUUCAAAACGGAAUUUUUCACAUACCUUUCCAAUGCUCUCCAUGGGCAACUCAAUCUUAAACUCGCUGACGUAAUUGAAUAUAACAAGAAGCCCGGCAAGCUAGCAAUAGUUAAGACCAUGAAAGAUCCUGCAAUUGCUCGUGACGAUAUAUAUAAAAGCGGAACGAUCCAUACCAGCCAGGGAGAACCUCCAAAUUCAGUAUCAAGGCCAACUCCAAGGCCAAAGCAGGUGGCCGGAAAGCCUAUCACCAAGGGCAAACUACUCCGUCCUGGCGGACCCGGUGGAGGACCAUCAAAGUUGGCAUCACGGCCAGCUGCGUCAAGACCAACACCAGCAGCUCAGCCGUUGCCGCAUGCUAUCGCCCAACCUGCAACUACAACAUCCAGGCCUGUACCACAGCCUGUUGCGACCGUUUCCGCCAGCCAUAACAGAACUAACUCGGCGCAAGCUCGAGCGCCUCCUCCGCCUCCUCCUCCUCCUCCCGCCGCGCCACCCGCAGCCAAAAAAGACACUGCUAAGGUUCUCUAUGACUUCAACAGCGAGCGCACCAAUGAGCUUUCCAUCCGCGUGGGCGAAAUAGUCCAAAUCAUGGCAAAGGAAGGAAACGGCUGGUGGCUUUGCAUGAACACCACAACCUCCGCCCAAGGCUGGGCACCAGAAGCGUACCUAGAAGAAAUCGUCGCUCCAACGCCCGCAGCAGCCCCUCCACUUCCUCCACCACCCCCUUCAGCCCCCAGAGCCGCUACUAUAUCCAACAGCAACAACAAUAAUAAUAACCCCGUAAACCCCAUAACCACCAACGGCGCCUCCCGCGCAGCUGCAAAAGCCAAGCCCACCCCGCCCGCUCCGCCCGCCAAGCGGCCAGUUGCGGGGCGUAAGCCUGCGGCACCAGCGACUCCACGAGACAGUGCGGUUAGCAUGAAUUCGCAGGAUUCGCCCGGUGGGAGCGGUCGUGCGACGCCGAAUAGUAUGAAUAAUUUUGCGGGGGGGCUUGCGGAGGCGUUGAGGCAAAGGCAAAGUGCGAUGAAGCCGCAAGAUGAUGAUGAUUGGUAG